UGGGUGUGUCUUGCUGGAUCCCUUGGUGUGGGUUAAGUUAUGCGGGAGGUGGGGAAGCCACGCAUUCAAGAAAGUUUCAAUGCAAAAUACAGAGAAUAGAAAGAGGCUGACAACUAAUCACACAACUGGAAGAAAAUCGUUUGUGAGAAUACUAGAGGAGCAGUCACCUACAAGCAACCUAGUGGACUUUUACAAGGAAGUUCGUUGGUCUAAGAAGAAGGACCAGUUUGUGUCGCCCACAACAGAAGAACUUUAUCACAAAAUGGUUGGAAAGUUGUCUGAUUUGGAACCCGAAGUUCGUACAACAGAGGCAACAACAUGGGUUUUUAGAGAUGUUUUGGGACAUAAGUCUGGGUAUGCUAAAGGUUUAGGAGAGAUGAUAAUACCAGAGUCUAUCCAAAAACAAGACAGCGAACGUGAUAAACAAUAUGUUGAAGUAGUAAAAGAGGCUGCAUACUAUAAGAAUGAGGUUGCAGAAUUACGGGGAGAUGUGAGGGUCCUUUUGGAGAGACAACAAGAGUAUGACAAGUUGAUAAACAUGUUAAUGUCCGAGAGGCAGUCACGGGGAGAUUCUCUCCCUAUUGCUUAGGAUAUUAGGUCCUCCAAGCUCUAAUAAAACAUUUUGUGUUUUUUGAGAUUGAUGUGCUAGCAUCCUUUUGCAGGAAUCAGUAUUUUGCUUUUGAGGCUAGAGGUAAUGGGUUCUAGUUACAGUGUAGUAACCUAGUUGGGCUUGCAAUAUUUUCUAACUUUUGGAGGGUCAACCAAACGUCGUGAAGUGGAAUUGAUGGCUAUAUGGUUUGAUGCAAGAGAUGGGAGAUGCAUAUUAAUCAUGUGUUAUAAAGUGAUGUUUGUUGAAAGUGGAUGUGGUUAUGCAUGUGAGACUUGUCAGCAUUGAGUUUGAGAAGAAUGAUUGUGGAUGGCUUUUGUAAAUUCCAAACUUUUAGUGAACAAAUGAAAGGCAACAUCAAGUUAUGGGUAGAUGAUAAGUAUAACCAUCCAAGAAGAUUCUUUGUCUAUGGGCUCACAUGAUUGAGAAGCAAUAUGGUACAAUGAUAAAGUAGAUGCAACACCAACUUCAGAUCAAGUAAGCAGCCCAGCUGGAGAUAGAUUCCAAAUAUAAGGUUAAUUAUGCUAGCAUAUAGGGACUUAUUUCCUACAUAGAUGGAGGAAUAUCAUGUGACAAGUCAUAUGUUUAGUACUUAAUAUGGAUCUGUUACUUUAUUAAUGUAAAUAUUAGACUUGUUGAUAUUAUAUCCAGUAUGCAUUGAGAUGUUGA
Juglans regia (Persian walnut) is the source of this 1276-nucleotide messenger RNA. RefSeq lists its product as uncharacterized. The transcript has 6 exons. NCBI's taxonomy places the organism in Eukaryota, Viridiplantae, Streptophyta, Magnoliopsida, Fagales, Juglandaceae. The record is from RefSeq and is a predicted model, not a curated record. The coding region runs from base 80 to 589 and encodes 169 amino acids.